AAUCAUAUCUUUGACGAUAAAACAUUCAAUUGUUUAUGCUUAAAAUGGCGUUUUAUGUUAUAAGCCUAUAAUUAACUUUAAAAGUUAUUUCUAAGGUGUUAAAGUAUAACUAACGAUGGAGAAAAAUAUUAAAAGAGUUAAAGUGACAUGGAGCGACGACUUAAGUCAUAAUUCUGAGGAAGAAAGAGAGCGUGAACGACAAGCACAACUCGAGCGUGAAUUAGCCGCACUUCCCGUAAAGCCUGUAUAUGAACCAUCAGAGCUGAAGGCACUGGUCUCCUAUAUCAUGGAUAUGACAACAAUCUAUGACCUACGACCAGAGGAUUGGAACGACGAAGCAAAAUUAGCUAUAGAAGAAUGGAUAACAGAACCAAAAUCUCUCAUUCUUUGCGUGUAUUUUAAGGGCGAUGUGCUAAAAGCAGCAUCAGACAUUCCCCUAUCACCAGUGUACGACCUCUCUUACUUUAUAAGACAGCCUGAUUUCGUCUUCAAAGCGGAAAAGUUUCAUGACGAUAUCAUUUUUGGCACUUUUGUUGACUCUGUGGAGUCGAAUAUUAUCAAGCACUUAGAGUUGGUGUUUGCUCCGUUUUUCUUCGCUGUGAACACUUGGCCUGAUAGUGUCAAGAGCGAAUUUUGUUCACAAAUCCAUACGUUUCUCGCCAAACUAACAGACAUGUACUAUAAAAUGUUGGGACUGACUGUCCUUUACAUACCCCGGGAAGGUCAGAAUUUGACAUUUGAAAAGGCGAGUGCAGACAGGGAGUUAGUGAAACGACUCGAAGGAGUCGUGGUAUACUGGACACAUCAAAUCAAAUCAUGCAUUGAAGACCAGUCUUCGGUGGCCUCUCAAAAGGAGCUGUUAUGUCCAAGCGAUGAAUAUGACUUCUGGGUUUAUAGACAUGAAAACCUCAGUGCCCUGCUGUAUCAACUAAGGAAUCCUGCCGUUAAACAUAUAACAAAAAUUCUGGUUACAACCCAUUCGACAUUCAUCCAUCAAUUUCAAUCUCUCUGUGAUGAAAUAAAUCAAAAGCUCAAAGAAGCGACAUCCAAUAUCGAAUUCCUUCAAAUUAUAAAACAACCGUGUGCCGUACUGGAGUGUGUGGAUGAUCCUGAUGAGAUAGCCAAUCACGUUCCGCAAAUUAUCAAUCUCUUCAGGGUAAUAUGGAUGGAGAGUCCAUAUUACAACUCUGAGGCAAGAAUAACCAAUCUCUUCAAAGCUCUCAGUAAUCAGAUAAUAAUCCUUUGCCGAAAUUACGUAAAAUUGGACGAAUUAUUCGAAGGAAAUACUAAGAAGGCACUAGGUGAAUUCAGCAAGUGCAUAGAUUGCUGCAAACGAUACCGGGAGAUUUACGAACUGAUGGCCGAAGCACACAGUGACGUUAAUCCUGGCACUUGGGAACUGGAUAUUGGGGCAAUAUUUAAUUAUAUAGACUCAUUUGUGCAGAGGUGCUUCGACAUGUUGGACGUGUGUAACUGUAUGAUUAUUUUUGGAAGAAUUGAUGAACUAGAGGUAAUAAACAAGCCAAUGUUUGGAGGAGCACGUGGUGAUCAAUUCGAGGCGAAAUGUGAUCAAAUCGAACACAUGUUCCAAGAUGCCUUGGACAACGUGAGAGCUGUCGCUGACACUAUCUUGGACGUGCAAGCGCCUUCGUGGUACGAUGAUAUACUACAAUUCAGGGCUGUCAUCAAAGAUAUUGAGAUAAUUAUAGAGAAUCUAGUGGAGACGGUAUUCGAAGGCGUGAAUCAUGUUGAAGAAGCUGUUGUAGCGUUGUACUCUCUCCAUAAUUACUCCAAGCGGAAGAGCCUUAAACGAAUCUUUAAGAGGAAGACCGCUGAAGUUUGGGCGAUGUUUAGUGAUGAAGUGCAAGAAGCAAAGAAAGAUAUGGUUUCGGGCCGCGGUCAGUAUCCGACGGACUUGCCAUCUUUCGCAGGCAGAGCCGCAGUACUACGUAUGAGAAAGAACAGACUUGCGUAUUUGAAAAAGGUGAUGACGGAUGCGUCAGUGUGGCUGAUGGCGUGCAGCAAUUCUGAAGAUGUCAUUAUGCAUGUGAAUCGACUUAUGGGAGCCAUAGAUGUUGCUAUACGGGAACUCUUUAUAUCUUGGACGCAUAAUCUCGAUGAAAAGUGCGGUGCUGGACUUAACAAGACGCUUAUGAGGAAGAGCGCUGAAAACCCAGGUCUUCUAGAAUGUAACAUUGAUGUAAACAUCCUGGAUUUGUGUAAAGAAGCUCACCAUUGGGAGAACUUGGGAUUAGACAUACCAUUACACGCCUAUCAGGUGUACAAUAAAAGCAAGACAGUAUUCUACGUAUACGAGAGCGUACUGGCGGUCGUAAAGGGAUAUAAUAAGAUAAUUGACUCCCUCUCAGAUGAUGAAAGACAACUUUUCAAACCCUUAACUUCAGCCUGUGAAAAAAAGGUUCAACCGGGAAUUUUUAAACUUACCUGGACGUCAACAAUGUCCGAUGCAUAUAUUGCAGAUUGUGUACUACAAAUCGGAGAACUUCAAGAUUUUUUGACGACCUAUAAAAAUUGCAAUAUUAAUUUAGUUAAAAUCAUGGAGAAAAUUUGUGACUCGCCACUUAUUGAAUUUGAUAUUUACAAUGUUUUUGAAAUAUAUACACUUCGAGAGACUAUUCGGAACAUGGAAACCGAAGCGAUUACAAAUAUAUUGGAGAUGUAUAAAGAAAUAAUUGUUUAUAUCAUUAUUGUUUAUGAAGGAUUUGAAUCUUAUAUAGGACAGAUGGCUGAUCAUUGGGUGAAAUACGUAAGAAGAUUUGACCGUCUUAUUGAAGACGCCUUACGUUUAGCCAUCAAAGCUACUAUGCAAAAUAUGUACAAAUGCGUACACGGCGAUGGAACGAUGGCCCCAUCGCCGUUGAUAAAAAUGAGUUUAUAUCUAUCUGAUAAAAGUAUUAUAUAUCUUCCAACGAGAAAUGAAUUAGUCGAUACAUUUACAACUGUUUUGGAUGAGAUUGUGCAUAUUUUGAGUACUAUGCCGCGGCUUUUUCAAAAGUUUGGCCUCCCUGCAGGCGGCCUUAAGAACUUUAGUGACGUCAUACAGACGGAUGCUGAUACGAAUAAACUGCAAUCUCUUAUUGAUAACGAAGUUGAAUAUAAUCUCGGACUUAUACACGACCAUAUCCGAAUGUGGGAUCCAUAUGCUCACAUAUGGAAAGUCGAUAAGGACGAUUUCAUGGAGAAAUAUCGACAAGAAGGGCAUACUGCGGCAGAUUUUGAUAGGUUAAUUAUAAACUAUAGUGAUUUAGCCAACGCUGUGCAGAUACAGGAGACAUUUAAUCAGAUACACUUUAUUACACUGAACUCAAGUGAAUUGAAGAAAUCAAUAAUCGUACAUUGCUCAGUGUGGCAAAAGAAGUUAGGGGAAUUACUAAGAACCAUUACAGAGAGUGACAUUGACGUUGUUUAUGCGUAUAUAGAAAGAAGUAGCGUGGAAGCCAUGACUAUGCCAGCUGACCUAAAAGAGCUUGCGACGGCCAUUGCUACUUAUGAGAGAUUACUUACGGAAAUUGCUCCUUUUGAAAAGACAUUUGCUCCUAUAACAGACCAAAUGACUACUCUUGGUAAGUUUGAAGUCGAACUAAGCUCUGAUAUGGUAACUCGUCAUGAGAAUAUACCGGUGACGUGGGCGGAGUAUUUGAAUUUGUUGGAAGAAGCGAAAAAAGCACUGGAAUUGAAUAAGGAUAAAUUUAAGGCUGAACUCUUGGAACAAGCUGAGGUGUUCAAAGAAGCAGCUAAAGAAUUUUGCGAAGAUUUCUAUAAUACUGCUCCAUGCAGCUCUGAUGUUAGCGGUAAAGAUGCGAUGGCACAAUUGAAGGCUUUUAGGGAACAACUGAACGCGUUGCGUGCUCAAGAACAGCAAAUUAAGGAUGGAUUGGCUGUUUUUAAUUUGACGACUCCAGUGAAUUUGGACCUUCAGAAGAUGGAAAAGGAGCUGGAGAAAUUAGAAGAAGUGUGGGGUCUAGUGUAUCAAUGGGAGGAAUCUUGGGAGAAAUAUAAAACCCAAACAUUUUGGGAAAUGGAGACAGAUGAAAUGGAAGAAAACGUUAUGUAUCUUUUUAGAAAUUUCAAUCGAUUAUCUCGUCAGUUAAAAGAUAAAGGCUGGGAUAUAAUCGACACAACUCGUGUUAAAGUAGAUGCCUUUCGAAGAACACUACCUUUGAUAGGUGAUCUGAAGAAUCCUUGUAUGAGAGAGAGACAUUGGGAUAGGAUCAAAACGCUUAUGGGCGUUGAAUUUGACCAAAACUCUGAAGAUUUUAAACUGGAAUUGAUAAUGCGUCUCAACUUCCAAGCAUACGCUGAAGAUAUUGCCGAAAUAUCGAAUGCAGCCACCAUGGAACUUAAUAUUGAGAAUGGUCUUAAAGCGAUUCGCGAAGUUUGGAAGAACACGACAUAUGAAAUGCAACAUCACAGAGGCGACAUGUAUAGAAUUAAAAAUGUUGAAGAUGUUAUGCAGUUUUUGGAAGACCAUCAAGUGCAAUUAUCUUCUAUGAAGUCUACCAAAUAUGUUGAACCGUUCAUCAAAGAAGUUGAUUAUUGGGAAAAAUCAUUGGGCUAUGUAGCGGAGUGUAUAGAGAUAUCGUUACAAGUCCAAAGGCGCUAUCUUUAUCUUGAAAGUAUAUUUAGUGGAGAAGAUAUUCGCAAGCAAUUACCAAAUGAAGUGAAAAUAUUUGAUGAACUAUCUGCUGACUGGACAGAGAUAACCAGCAAUAUGUACGCUGGGACAAAUGCAAUCGAAGCUUGCUUGUACAAACCAGCCCCAUAUCUAUUUAAUAAGCUUAAUACAAUGGUUGAUAACUUAGAUGGGAUUUUAAGACAAUUAGAAAAAUAUUUAGAAACAAAGCGACAGUUGUUUCCUAGAUUUUAUUUCAUUUCCAAUGAUGAUUUAUUAGAAAUAUUGGGGAAUUCAAAGAAACCGCAACUUAUUCAAGUCCAUCUGAAAAAGUUGUUCGAUAACGUCAACAAAAUCAGAAUCGAUAAGAAUGCUGUUGGUCUCCCAGUGGCUAAAGCAAUGAUGUCAGAUGAUGGUGAAUGUAUAGAGUGGAAGUAUAAUUUAAUAUUGGAUGGUCCAGCAGAAGUUUGGCUUCUUGGUCUUGAACAUACUAUGAGAGUUGUUUUAAGGGAGAAUUUAAUGGCAACUCGAGCUGCGCUGAAGAAGUGUCGUUACCAAAGGGAGCAAUGGAUUAACGAUUAUCCUGGCCAACUAGGAAUCACUUGUAGCAAGAUUCAAUGGACGUCAGACUGCACGCGUACCCUAUGUCGUUGUGAGCUGAUGAAAGAGAAAAAGCCGCUAAAGAAAUUGCGCAAGAAGCAAAACCAAAUUCUCAGUACAUUACAAAAUAUGUCGCGAAAAGAGAUUACAAAGAUUUUGCGUUGUAAAGUUAAUGCUUUGUGUGUUAUCGAGAUACAUUCAAGAGAUACUGUUGAUAGGAUGUAUAAACUGGGUUGUAUGACAGUAUCGGCCUUUGAAUGGUUCUCACAGUUAAAGUUCUAUUGGGACCGGGAGCGGGAAGACUGUUUUAUCAGACAGACAAACACCAACUCGAUAUAUACAUACGAGUAUAUAGGAAACUCAGGUCGGCUUGUUAUCACACCGCUAACUGACAGAUGCUACAUAACUCUAACAACGGCGUUGCAUCUAUUCCGUGGGGGUAGCCCCCAAGGCCCGGCGGGGACAGGCAAGACUGAGACUACCAAAGAUCUCGGUCGUGCUUUAGCCAGAUGGGUCGUUGUCACCAAUUGUUCUGAUGGAUUGGACUAUAAAUCAAUGGCAAAAUGUUUUGCGGGAAUAUCCCAAAGUGGAUGUUGGGGCUGCUUUGAUGAGUUCAACCGCAUCAACAUUGAAGUACUCUCCGUAGUGGCUCAGCAGAUUCUGGCAGUGCUCUUGGCACUGUCUCUCUUCCUGAAAAGGUUUGUCUUUGAAGGAUCUGAAAUCAAGCUGGACGGCAACUGUGGGAUAUUCAUUACAAUGAAUCCUGGUUACGCGGGCCGGACAGAGCUACCGGAUAACUUAAAGUCCAUGUUCCGUCCGAUCGCAAUGUGUGUGCCGGACUCGCUCAUUAUCGCUGAAAAUACCUUAUUCUCGGAUGGUUUUACGGCUUAUAAGAUUAACGCUAAAAAGGUGUUUACGCUGUAUCAAUUGGCUAUGCAGCAGUUGUCAAAGCAGGAUCAUUAUGACUUCGGUCUACGCUCUAUGGUCGCGUUACUCCGGUACGCAGGAGUAAAGAGACGAGCUUAUCCUAACCUGCCUGAACAGGAGAUGGUGAUCCUGGCCAUGCGUGAUAUGAAUGUGGCUCGAUUGACAGCCAAAGAUGUGCCAUUAUUUGAUGGCAUCAUGCAAGAUAUAUUCCCUGAUGUGACUGUACCAACCUUGGACUAUGAGAUGCUGGAGACCGCGAUAUCUGCUGAGAUGAGGCUGGUGGGUCUACAACCGGUAAAGGCGGCAUUGCACAAGGUCAUACAGACGUAUGAGACCAAGAAUUCGCGGCACUCCAGUAUUCUCUUAGGCGAUACGAACACAGCUAAAACGGUCUCUUGGAAGAUGUUAGCUUUCACUAUCAGUCGUUUGAAACGUGAAAAGGUUCCCGGCUUCGAGAAUGUCCAAGUGCAUCCAAUGAACCCCAAGGCUCUUACCUUGGGUGAGUUGUAUGGUGAAUACAACCUGGCUACGGGAGAGUGGAAGGAUGGAGUGCUUUCGUCCAUUAUGAGGACGACUUGUCAAGACGAGUCACCUGAUCAAAAGUGGAUAAUAUUUGACGGUCCGGUGGACGCGAUUUGGAUCGAAAAUCUGAAUUCAGUGAUGGACGACAAUAAACUUCUUACGCUGGUGAACAGUGAGAGGAUUUCUAUGCCCCCUCAGGUGUCACUGUUAAUUGAGACAUUGGACCUUGCUGUGGCAUCGCCAGCUACGGUGUCUCGUAAUGGAAUGGUCUACAAUGAUUACAAGGAUUGGGGAUGGUGGCCUUUUGUGAAUUCUUGGCUUGAGACUAUCGAUGACCUGGAAUAUAGGGAGAUGCUUCGUCGUCACUUCCUAAACAUCUUAACACCGGUGCUGGAGCUAAAGAGGCUCCACCUAGUAGAAGGCCAGAGCGUGAGGGGUCAGGAGCUGACAGGUGUAAGAUCGCUCUGUCGGCUUUUGGGUCUCUUACCAGCCCCAGCACCGCCACAGCCCGAUGAGGAAGACAAUGAAGGGCUGUCAAAAAUGAGGUUUCUCUUUGCUAUGAUUUGGUCAGUAAGUGCGACCCUGGAAGAAGAAUCCCGUCGUAAGCUGGACAACUGGGUCCGAGAACAUGAAGGUGUCUUCCCCUUGAAAGACACCGUGUACGAUUACUACGUUGAUGAGCGGCUGCGGGCCUUCAAACCCUGGGAGGAUAAACUGCCUGAUAACUGGCGGUUUAAUCCUAAUUUGGGAUUCCACAACAUCCUGGUGCCGACAGUGGAAUUUAUUCGGGUACAAAUAAUCGCAUUGGAUAUGCUCAAAGCUGGAUAUGGUGUUCUGGUUGGUGGAGGGACCGGAACUGGGAAGACGUUCCUCAUUCAGGGAACUCUUGCUCAAUUGGAUCCUGAUAGAUAUAGCAUGCAAGUGAUUAAUAUGUCGGCUCAGACGACGGCGGCUAAUGUUCAAGAUAUUAUUGAAGCUAGACUUGAGAAAAGGACUAAGGGGAAUUAUGUACCGGCGGGAGGCAAAAGAAUGAUAGCGUUUAUGGACGACAUAAAUAUGCCGGUGCGUGAUGCUUACGGGUCUCAGCCACCUCUGGAACUAGUGCGCCUCUGGCAUGAUUAUGGCUAUUGGUUUGAUAGGCAGAAGCAAUGGCGGAAGAAUGUUAAGGAUAUGGUCCUUUGUGGCGCUGCCGGUCCUCCAGGCGGGGCCAGAUCCAAUCUGCCUCCUCGUCUUCUCUCUUGCUUCCACGCCUUCUUCCUACCCCCACCCACACAGCAGCAGCUCAUCAAGAUAUUCGGGACUAUGUUGUCUCAGCAUCUGUCUGACUUCGACGAGGAGACCAAGACUAUCGGUAAAAUAGUGCUGACUGCGACAAUAGAUAUGUUCAACAAUAUUGUGGCGAAGUUACUUCCGACGCCAAGUAAAAUGCACUACCUGUUCAAUUUGAGGGACAUCUCGAAGAUCUUUCAGGGUCUUCUGAGGAGUAACAAGGAUUAUCAAAACACGAAACCAAGGUUUCUUCGUCUUUGGGUCCACGAAUGCUUCCGGGUGUUUUGUGAUCGACUGACCGAAGAGAAAGAUCGUGAUUGGUUUAUGGGUCAAAUGGGAGACAUGUUGGGUAAACACUUUGAGCUGACCUUCCACGCUCUCUGCCCCUCUAAGAGUCCACCCAUAUUUGGGCACUUCUUGAAUCCAUUUGAGGUGUAUGACGAUCUCAAUGAUGCUAAUGCACUGCGCAGAUACAUAGCCAAUCAAAUGGAGGAGUACAACAGUUGUCCGGGAGUUGUCAAAAUGGACCUGGUGCUGUUUAAAGACGCGAUUGAGCAUAUUGUCAGAAUUGUCAGAGUUAUAUCGCAGCCAAGAGGGCAUAUGCUAUGUGUGGGGAUAGGUGGCUCAGGUCGACAAAGUUUGACCAGGGUCGCAUCCUACAUCUGCGAGUGCAACUCGUUCCAAGUGGUCGUAACAAAAACUUAUGGCGUCAAGGACUUCAGAGAAGACUUGAAGACUCUUUACACGACCUGUGGUGUGGACAGCAAGAAGACAACAUUUAUCUUCUGCGACACUCAGAUAGUGGAGGAGACAUUUACGGAAAUAAUUAACAAUUUGUUAAGUAGUGGCGAAGUCACUAAUUUAUUCAAACCUGACGAAUUUGAAGAUAUAAAGCAAGCCCUGGAGAAGCCGAUGAAGGCCGCAAACAUCAUGCAAACCAAUGAGGCUGUAUAUCUAUUUCUCGUGGACCGAGUGAGGGCCAAUAUGCAUAUUGUUCUGUGCUUCAGCCCUAUUGGAGAUGAGUUCAGGAACCGAAUCCGCCAGUACCCAGCGCUGAUAAACGCGACAACCACAAAUUGGUUCCUGGAGUGGCCGCGAGAGGCGCUUCUCGAAGUCGCUUACAAGUUCCUAGACGGGGUCGAGUUACUCGCUUCUAUUACUGGGCCUAGGGUGCGUCGAAAGGAAUCCCUUGUGGAAAGCCGCGAAGACGCCUUACGUGCGUCUGUGGCUUCCAUCAUGUCUUUGAUACAUUCGUCUGUGGGGAAAUACUCUGUGCGUAUGUGGCAAGAGAUGAGAAGAACCAACUACGUCACGCCCACUAACUAUUUGGAACUCGUAUCGGGAUAUAAAGAGAUGUUGAGACUGAAACGUAUUGACAUCGCGCUUCAAGCGAACAAGCUUCGUAACGGUCUGGGCAAAGUUGAGGAAACUACAAAAUUGGUUGGGCAGAUGUCUGAGGAACUCGCCGUUUCUCAGGUCCAAGUGGCAGAAUACACGGAGCAAUGUAUUGAGUACAUGGGUGUUAUUAACGUGCAACAACGCAACGCCGACGAGCAACAGCGGUCCGUGGCGGCCCGCAGCAAGAAGACGCAAGAAGAGGAAGUUCAGUGCAAGAAGUUGGCUGAAGCUGCCAUGAGGGAUCUGGCCAGCGCCAUGCCGGCUCUCGAAGAGGCUGUUAAGGCUCUAGACGCUUUGAAUAAAAAGGACAUCACGGAGGUGAAGUCUUACGCCAAACCGCCACAAAAGGUGGAGAUGGUUCUGGAAGCGGUGCUUAUACUAUUACAGAAGGAACCGACGUGGGCUGAAGCCAAGCGCCAACUCGGUGACCAAUACUUUUUGGACAGACUGCGCGAAUUCGACAAGGACAAUAUAUCAGAUAAGACGCUGAAGAAAAUUGGUACAUACACUGCGAAACCAGAUUUUGACCCAGAGAUUGUUGGUACUGUCUCUCUUGCUGCUAAGUCGCUGUGUCUAUGGGUACGCGCUAUUGAGAAGUAUGGAAAGGUUUAUAAAAUAGUAAAACCGAAAAAGGAGCGUCUAGAAGAAGCCCUGGAGUCGCUUCGCAUGAAGCAGCAGAUUUUGGCAGAGGCUCGCGCCAAGUUGCGGGAGUUGAGUGAGAUGAUUGCCCGACUUCAGAAGGAGUAUGACGAGAAAGUCGCUCAGAAGGAAGAGUUGGAGAGGAAGGCUCGGAUGCUGCAACUCAAAUUGGAGAGAGCUGAAGCACUGAUUACGGGAUUGUCUGGUGAACGAGAGCGAUGGGAGUUGACAGUAGAGCGGUUAGACAAGGAAUUUGAAAAUUUACCUGGGGACUGUCUCAUCGCAACAGGCUUCGUGGCAUACCUGGGACCCUUUGUAUCCGAGUAUAGGGAGGCGCUUAUGUAUGACUGGUUUAAUGAGGUGUACAAUGAAGGCGUGCCUUGUACAAUGGACCUCAGUAUGAAGUACUUCCUUUUGGACGAUGCUACCUUGAGAGACUGGAACUAUAUGGGAUUACCCGAUGACAACUUCAGUGCUGAGAACGGCAUAAUAGUGGUUCGUGCGACGAGAUGGCCCCUGGCCGUGGACCCUCAAGGACAGGCGCUUAUUUGGAUCUCACAUCUCGAGGAGAAGAAUGAAAUUGAGAUUGUCGACUUUGGUCAACCAAAUUAUCUUAAAAUAAUGGAAACAGGCCUUACUGAGGGCAAACCAAUUUUAGUCCAAAACGUUGGCGAAGUCCUAGACCCGUCUAUUGCACCCAUUUUGGAUAAGGCCAUAGUGAAAAUCGGAACUGCGCUUGUCAUUAAGUUCAAUGAGAAAAUGGUGCCUUAUAAUCAGAACUUCAGAAUGUAUCUAACUACGAAACUCGGCAAUCCUGUGUACACGCCCGAGACAUUGACCAAGACGACCAUGGUCAACUUCGCCGUGAAGGAGCAAGGUCUGACGUCCCAGUUGCUUGGCAUCGUGGUUCGCAAGGAGAGACCGCAACUGGAGCUCAUGAAGGACAACCUCGUCAUGACCAUUGCUAAUAAUAAGAAAGUGCUGAUGGAUUUGGAAAACGACUUGUUGCGUAUUAUGUACGAGUCUCAAGUGCCGCUACUGGAGAACGAGGAGUUGUUUGUAACACUUCAGACUUCGCAACGCACGUCUCUUGAAGUGAAGGAAGCCCUCAUCACAUCACAAGUCACGGAAAAGGAAAUUGAUACAGCCAGACAGGGGUACGUGCCAGUCGCAGUGCGAGCAUCAGUAUUGUUCUUCGCCCUGAACGACCUGUCGCGCAUAGACCCCAUGUACCAGUUCUCUCUGGACGCGUAUAUCGACCUGUUCACGUACUCCAUCGACCGAAGCCCCAAAGGAGGCGAAUUGGAGGACAGGAUCAACAACUUGAACGAGUUCCACACUUUUUCUGUCUACAAAAACACAUGUCGUGCGUUAUUCGAACGACACAAACUCUUGCUGUCUUUCCACAUGGUUUCGCGAAUUCUAUUCCAAAUGGGAAAGAUGAAUAUGAACGAGUAUCUGUUCCUAUUGAAAGGAGGUAUAGUUCUCGACAGAUCUGAACAACCUGAUAACCCUACGAAUUGGCUACCAGAGGAUUGUUGGGAUAAUAUCACUGAGUUGGACAAGAUUCCGGGCUUCCAUGGUGUCAUUGACGCUUUUGAAACGUUUUCAAAGGAGUGGAAGGAAUGGUAUCUUCAUCCCGAACCGGAAUCGCAGCCGCUUGUCGGCGAAUGGAACGAGAUAUGCAACGAGUUCCAACGUAUACUAUUCGUACGUUCGCUACGAGCGGACCGCGUGUCGGCGUGCGUAUCUGCCUUUAUCGUGAACACUCUGGGACCGCGCUAUGUGGAGCCACCAGUGCUUGAUAUUAAGGCUGCCUGGGAAGAAUCGACAUGGAAGACGUCCCUCCUCUUUGUGUUGUCCCCAGGAGUCGAUCCGACUGCGGCACUCAUCCAACUGGCGCAAGACGUCAAGAUGUUUGACAAGUUCCAGUCCCUCAGCUUGGGUCAGGGACAGGCGCCCACAGCGGCUAGGAUGCUCAUGUCUGGUAUGCGCGAUGGCGGCUGGGUAUACCUGGCCAACUGCCACUUGGCGUGUGAGUGGUUGGGCUCCAUCCGUGGCCUGGACAACCCGAAGAUUCACCCGAGGUUCCGUCUCUGGCUCUCCUCCAUGCCCGAUGAUAAGUUUCCUCUCAGCGUUCUGCAGAGAAGUAUAAAGAUGACCACGGAGCCGCCGCAGGGUCUGAAAGGUAACCUCGUACGGAUAUUCUCAAACUUGAAUGAGGAUAAAUUUGACGAGGCCACACCGAAGUAUCGACGGCUUCUCUUCUGUGUCUCUUUCUUCCACUGCUCUCUCAUUGCCAGGAAGAGAUUCAGGCAGCUGGGUUACAAUGCCGUGUACAGUUUUAAUGAUUCCGAUUUUGACGUAUCGGACAAUCUCCUAGCGAACUACCUGGAAGAAUACGAGGAGGUCCCGUGGGAUGCUCUGCGGUACUUAUUCGCCAUCAUCAACUAUGGGGGUCACAUCACAGACGAUUGGGACAAGCGGGUGCUCAUCGCGUACAUCAAUCAGUUCUUCUGCGAGGAGGCUUUGGAGACUCCAUUUUAUAGGCUUGCCAGCAUUCCUUCCUACCACAUCCCUAGAGACGGAAGCCUGGAGUCUUAUCGUGACUUCCUGGAUCUGUUGCCGGCCUAUGAAAGAGCUGAGUCUGUUGGACAACAUGCCUCUGCUGAUGUUGCUACGCAAGCACAGGAUGCCCUAAUAAUGUGUUCGACCCUAUUUGCUCUGGCCUCCACGGGCGGAGGGGGAGGCGGCGGAGGGGAAGACCAAAAGGUGGACGAGUUAGCAGCUGAGAUGAUAGUGAAGCUGCCGUCGAAGAUAGACGUGGAGACCACAGAGCGGAUGAUGGGGCCGGAGAUCGUGAUGCCCAUGUGCGUCUCCCUUUUGCAGGAAAUCGGAUACUAUAAUGUCCUUAUAUCAGGCAUCACUUCUGGCUUGAAGGAAUUACGUCGUGCCAUUGAAGGCCUGGUGGUGAUGUCUGAAAUGCUGGAAAUUAUGUACACGUGUAUUUUUGAAGGGAGAGUUCCCACUUUCUGGCAAAAAGCCCGCCCAUCGAUGAAGCCCUUGGGCGCUUGGUGUCGCGAGCUCUUCCUGCGGGGCGCGCACUUGGGCGCGUGGGCCAAUGCGCCUCGCUCUCCGCCGACCCUUUGCUGGCUCCCCUCUUUAGUCGCCCCUACGGGUUUCCUUACUGCUGUUAUGCAGACGACAGCUCGUGGCGAAGGCUGGCCCAUAGACACGUUGUGUUGGGAGUUUACGGUGAUGCCUUUGGAGGAGACUUCCUUCGUCCGUCCGCCCAGAGAUGGCGGUGUCUAUAUACGGGGUCUAUAUUUAGAAGGUGCUAGCUGGAACAAGAAGGAGGGUUAUCUCCAAGAACCAUUGCCUAUGCAACUCGUGUUUCCAGUUACACCUAUACACUUUAAACCAAUUCGUUCAACGGGACGAAAGUUGCGCAAUCGCUACGUCUGUCCUUGCUACUACUACCCAAAACGAAUGGGAGCCUUCGUUGUGGCCGUCGAUCUUCACUCUGGGAAGGAAAUACCCGACUUUUGGGUGAAGAGAGGAACCGCCUUGCUAUGUACUUUAGCGACUUAG
Pieris rapae (cabbage white) is the source of this 13579-nucleotide messenger RNA. RefSeq names its product dynein axonemal heavy chain 2 (gene kl-2). Gene Ontology annotation, biological process: microtubule-based movement. The coding region runs from base 116 to 13579 and encodes 4487 amino acids. NCBI's taxonomy places the organism in Eukaryota, Metazoa, Arthropoda, Insecta, Lepidoptera, Pieridae. The transcript has 81 exons. The record is from RefSeq and is a predicted model, not a curated record. Gene Ontology annotation, cellular component: dynein complex. Gene Ontology annotation, molecular function: dynein intermediate chain binding; minus-end-directed microtubule motor activity; ATP binding.